GUGCUCAUCCGCAUUUGUAAACACCUGAACUCACAAGAUGAGUGAUGCUGUUGUACGGAAAAAAAAGAAAUAUAAUGUACGUAACUCAUUUAAGUUUCAAAGUAUUUUGGGUGGGUCCAAAGAGCACUGUUGUGUGCCACUUUGCUCGGCUUCAGGUCGUUAUAAUAGCCAUUUGAGCUUCCACCGCUUCCCGAAAGACAGUGGUCUCCGUGCACGAUGGAUCCACCAAAUAAGGAGGGUGGAAUUUUCGGUGACCCCCCACACUAAGGUCUGCAGCCGACAUUUCCAAGACCAUGAAAUCCUCACUACAGCUAAGUGUAGACGGGUUUUAGCAGCAGGUUCUGUUCCUUCCUUAUUUGAGUGGAAUAAUUAUGCGAAGAAGUUACGGGCCGGUGUUUGGGAGCGCCGAUCUCUACCAACAAGUCCGGAACCUGACCCGGUGGAGCCAGAAGAGGACAUCGAGCAACCCGUCAUGGUCGUUAGAAUGGAGGACAAAUCCAGCCUGCUGCUCUCCUUCCAAACUAAACCCAAACAAGAGUCAAUGGAUGCUGAUUGUGACAGUGUAGCUCAGUGUUCAUUGGUGGAUUCAGAGAUGACAUCAGUGAAGCAGGAAGACUGCAGUCAAAUGCUAGGACUGAAUUUUAAAAUUAAAGAUGAAGAGAAGACGAUUGGGCAUGUCAUUAAAAAGGAAGAGGGGGAUUUAUUCAAGGAGAUGGAGGACAAACCCAGCCUGCUGCUGUCCUUCCACACUGAGAUCAAACAAGAGUCACUGGAUUCUGAUUGUGACAGUAAAGCUCAGUGUUCAUUGGUGGAUUCAGAGAUGACAUCAGUGAAGCAGGAAGACAAAAGUCAAAUACUGGGACUGAAUGUUAUCAUUAAAGAUGAAGAGGAGAAGAAGAUUGAGAUCAACAGUCUAACACUAGGACUGAAUAAUAUUAAAGAAGAGGAGAUUGGGGAUUUAACUAAUCAAGAUGAGAUUGCUGCUAAAGUGGAGACAUUUCCUGCAACUGGAGAGAAACAAAAGGAAGAUUACAACAAUAAGAAGCUGCACUCCUGUUCUGACUGUGGGAAGAGUUUCUCUCUGUCAGGUCACCUUAAAGCUCAUCAGCUCAUACAUACAGGAGAGAAGCCUUUCUCCUGUUCUUACUGUGGGAAGGGUUUCUCUCAGUCUGGUAACCUUAAAAUUCAUCAGCUCAUACAUACAGGAGAGAGGCCUUACACCUGUUCUGACUGUGGGAAGAGUUUCUCUCAGUUAGCCAGCCUUAAAUCUCAUCGGCAUUUACAUACUGGAGAGAAGCCUUAUUCCUGUUCUGACUGUGAGAAGAGUUUCUCUAAUUCAAAAACCUUAAAAAAUCACCAGGUCAUACAUACAGGAGAGAAGCCAUAUUCCUGUUCUGAUUGUGGGAAGUGUUUCUUUCAGUCAGUUCACCUUAAAAUACAUCAACGUAUACAUACUGGAGAGAAGCCGUACUCCUGUUCUAAAUGUGGGAAGAGUUUCUCUCAGUUAAGCGGCCUAAAAGUUCAUCAGCAUAUACAUUCUGAAAAGAAGCCUUAUUCCUGUUCUGUGUGUGAGAAGAGUUUCUCUUACCCAAAAACUCUUAAAAAUCACCAGCUCAUACAUACUGGAGAGAAGCCUUACUCCUGUUCAAACUGUGGGAAGAGUUUCUCUCAGUUAGGCAUCCUUAAAACUCAUUUUCGUAUACAUACUGGAGAGAAGCCAUACUCCUGUUCUGACUGUGGGAAGUGUUUCUCUCAUCUAUGGCACCUUAAAAUUCACCAGCGCAUACAUACUGGAGAGAGGCCUUACUCCUGUUCUGAUUGUGGGAAGAGUUUCUAUAUGUCCGGUCACCUUAAAUCUCAUCAGCGCGUUCAUACUGAAGCGAAGACUUACUCCUGUUCUGAUUGUGGGAAGAGUUUCUGUCUGCCAGGUCACCUUAAAUCCCAUCAGCGCGUACAUACUGGAAAGAAGCCUUACUCCUGUUCUGACUGUGGGAAGGGUUUUUCUCAACAAGGUAUCCUGAAAGAUCACCAGUGCAUACAUAGUGGAUAGAAGCCUUAAGGGUAUAAGACACCUUCCAAAGGCCACCCACCCAGCAACCCAUUCAUUUGAACUGGAUAUGUAGCGUCAACCAGGGAUUUGUGUAGCAGGAGGCUGAGCUGCACAAUUCCGACAUGGGAAGCCGUUAACUAUUGCGUCAAGAUCAUUAUUACCCUCCUAUAAUUAAUCACCAUGGUUACAGUUGGGUUUUCCUGGAAUCUCUUGUUGAACAACCAAAGUUUGAUCCCAGAUCACCUUGCACCAUUUCCCGGCAAACAAAUGUUCAAUCCCAAAUCAGGGUUUUUCCUUCAUUCAAAACUCAAUGGCGACUACUUUCCACAAAUCUCGACACCGCCUCCGUGUCGGCAUAGUAAAACACGAUAUGGCACUCACACAUAAAAUACCAUUGAAACUCUGCAGCAAAAGUCUGUUUUUUACACCCAAGCACAUACAUUUUUUAAAUUAAACUUUUAUAACACCUUAACUACAUCCCAUCUGCAGAACAUUUUACAUUUCUGAUUCCUUCUAGUAGCCGAUAAUUAGAAAUUUCUUUUAAAGAGAGUUUGUGAGACAAAGAAAGAUGAGUGCAUAACAGGUUAGGGUGUGUGCUGUCAGGAAAACACUGCUCAACAAAUGUAAGGCAACACUUAUCACAUGUCGGGUCUCGAUGAACAAAAUUUAGUAAAGAUCAAAAUCUUUACUGUACAUUGUGUAAU
Messenger RNA from Esox lucius (northern pike), 2754 nucleotides. RefSeq names its product zinc finger protein OZF-like. The coding region runs from base 38 to 2050 and encodes 670 amino acids. NCBI's taxonomy places the organism in Eukaryota, Metazoa, Chordata, Actinopteri, Esociformes, Esocidae. The record is from RefSeq and is a predicted model, not a curated record. Gene Ontology annotation, biological process: regulation of transcription by RNA polymerase II. The transcript is spliced from 4 exons. Gene Ontology annotation, molecular function: RNA polymerase II cis-regulatory region sequence-specific DNA binding; DNA-binding transcription activator activity, RNA polymerase II-specific. Gene Ontology annotation, cellular component: nucleus.